GACUGCACUAAAUGUUAGUGUAUCUGUGGACAUCGGUCGCGCGUGUGCCUGCGAGGUUGUGCGAGUCGUAUGGAAUCAAUUAGAUCUAAAUUUCGGAUGACUUGUAGACGAAAAUAGUGUAGUGAAAAUGAUAUUGCUAAUUAGGUAGAACAAACGCAAUAACCAUAUUUUUGAACCAUAUAGGUGUUUAUUUUGUGUUAAGUGUCAGUAUUCAGUGAGUAUUAUGAACUUUGAGGACUAUGAAACGCUGCCGACCCAGAACCCCGUGACACACAUGACGGCCGGGGCCGUGGCGGGCGUGAUGGAGCACUGCAUCAUGUACCCGCUCGACUCCGUGAAGACGCGGAUGCAGUCGCUCCGGACGGCCCACAACAGCUCCAUAACGGAGACCUUCCGACACAUGGUCCGGCGGGAAGGCUUGCUCAGGCCAAUCCGCGGCAUGUCAGCAGUGGUGCUCGGCGCCGGGCCCGCGCACGCGUGCUUCUUCGCCACCUACGAGCACAGCAAACACACGCUCGCGCACCUAACCAGGCAUAGGCACGACCACCUCACACACGGGUUGUCCGGUUGUCUGGCGUCGCUAGUACACGACGCAGUCUCCAAUCCGGCAGAAGUGGUAAAACAACGGCUGCAGAUGCUGAACUCGCCCUACAGAAGCGUGUGGGAGUGCGCGCGGCGGAUCUACAAGGCUGAGGGGAUACGGGCCUUCUACCGGUCGUACAGCACGCAGGUCGUCAUGAACGUGCCCUUCCAGUCGGUCCACUUCGUGACGUACGAGUGGUGCCAGUCGCUCGUGAACCCGACGCGCAAGUACGACCCUGGCGCGCACGCGCUGUCCGGCGCGUGCGCGGGCGCGCUGGCCGCCGCCGCCACCACGCCGCUCGACGUGUGCAAGACCGUGCUCAACACGCAGGAGGUGGCGGGCGGCGCGGACGGGCUGGUGCAGGCGGCGGCGCUGGUGCUGCGCGCGACGGGCCCGCUCGGCUUCUUCAAGGGCGCCUCCGCGCGCGUGCUGUACCAGAUGCCGGCCGCCGCCAUCUGCUGGCUCACCUACGAGACGCUCAAGCACCUGCUCACCCAGGGCGCCUCCGCGCUCGUGCUGUACCAGAUGCCGGCCGCCGCCAUCUGCUGGCUCACCUACGAGACGCUCAAGCACCUGCUCACCCAGGGCGCCUCCGCGCGCGUGCUGUACCAGAUGCCGGCCGCCGCCAUCUGCUGGCUCACCUACGAGACGCUCAAGCACCUGCUCACCCAGAUGCCGGCCGCCGCCAUCUGCUGGCUCACCUACGAGACGCUCAAGCACCUGCUCACCCAGGGCGCCUCCGCGCGCGUGCUGUACCAGAUGCCGGCCGCCGCCAUCUGCUGGCUCACCUACGAGACGCUCAAGCACCUGCUCACCCAGGGCGCCUCCGCGCGCGUGCUGUACCAGAUGCCGGCCGCCGCCAUCUGCUGGCUCACCUACGAGACGCUCAAGCACCUGCUCACCCAGGGCGCCUCCGCGCGCGUGCUGUACCAGAUGCCGGCCGCCGCCAUCUGCUGGCUCACCUACGAGACGCUCAAGCACCUGCUCACCCAGGGCGCCUCCGCGCGCGUGCUGUACCAGAUGCCGGCCGCCGCCAUCUGCUGGCUCACCUACGAGACGCUCAAGCACCUGCUCACCCAGGGCGCCUCCGCGCGCGUGCUGUACCAGAUGCCGGCCGCCGCCAUCUGCUGGCUCACCUACGAGACGCUCAAGCACCUGCUCACCCAGGGCGCCUCCGCGCGCGUGCUGUACCAGAUGCCGGCCGCCGCCAUCUGCUGGCUCACCUACGAGACGCUCAAGCACCUGCUCACCCAGGGCGCCUCCGCGCGCGUGCUGUACCAGAUGCCGGCCGCCGCCAUCUGCUGGCUCACCUACGAGACGCUCAAGCACCUGCUCACCCAGGAGCCCCGCGACGAACCGCACGCGACGAGCGCGCCCGCCACGCCGCUGGUGGGCGCCGCGCUGCGCCUCGCCGCCGCCGACGUGCCCGCGCCGCUCACGCGCACGUAGCCACCCCCACCCCACCCCACCCCCUACUGUAGCGACGCGACAACUCCCGACACGACACAACCAGACCGGAUUCAACUAACUACACGAUAUUUGACGAAGGAAAUUAAAAUUAUUUAAAUUAAACGAGGCACAAUUACCUGCAAUAAUAUCUUGCGCAAAGUAGGUAGAACCAUAAGGGUAGAAUCAUAUAUUGCGACAUAAUUUGUUCUGUAAGAUAUCUUACGUACGUACACGAACAAAAUACGAUGUAGAACUUGCAGCCGAGCCGCUGUUUUUGUUACAGUUCACAAAUAGGUACAGUCGACGUCAAAGAUAUGUUUACAUUUUUCGCCUUAUUACAAAGGAGUAAAAUGCAAAAGUGUAAACAUAUUUUUGACGUCGACUGUAUACAUCUAAACACAUUAGAAUCAAAAGAAAUAAUGAUAAAACAUUAAAAAUGUCACAAUGAAAUAUACAUAAAUCAUUAAGUAAUUACCUACCUUUGGCAACUGCGACCCGAUCUGGUUAAAAAUUCGAGAGAAGUCAAACAAUUAUCUAUAAUUUUUAAACAGUUAUUCCUUUAAAAUGCAAUUCACACAUUAUUUCUGAUACUUACCCAAUUACUAAAAAAUGUGAAGCAGUACCAAACUUCAAUCCUAAUUACAAGUAUAGUAUUUCUCCAUGGUUGUCGCGGCGUUGUUGUUUUGUUUGGAUUUGAUAUUUGUCUGUGAUGUUGUUUUUUAAUGAAGUGUUAGUAUUUACGAUCAAAAUUAUGUGAGCGCUUGUUUAAUGUGAGCCUGUAAACCGACCAACACACCGAAUAUAAUGAAAAAAAUAUGAGUUAUAUUGGGCUUAUAAAAUUUGGCUUCGUUGAUCGGUAUUUCUAAUUAUAAUCGAUCAACUAAAUGUUCGUAUUCCUACGCUUAAAGGUGAGUCUACCUUAAGUUAGUAUAGCAGAGACGCGUACAUAAUAAAAACUGCUAAUCGUCAUACAAAUUGCAUUCAUUAUAAUAUAUGAAAUCCACUACGCUAUAAUAUUUAUUAGAGACGUUGAAAAUGAUUCAAUUUAGGGAAAAUCGUAAUAUAUUUCGAAAUGCAACUUGUAUGAAGAUUAGUUGUAUGUUGUUGUCUCUAAUAUAAAAUAAGCACGACGCCAGUAUUAAGCAUCGUCACUCGUCACGCCAUUCAUAAAAUGUUGUCAUUUACUCACAUUGAGCAAGUCAUAGCCCGAAGACAAAAUGACGUAUACGCCAAUACGUUUGUUACGCCGUUUUGCCUUCUAACGCUGUGAUAUUUGAACCUAUAUUAUAAUAGCUGUAUUAUAUGUUCAUCCUUUUGCUAUUUUCAAGUAAUUUGGCAACGCUUGUGAAGCGUUAUAAAACAUUUCGCGCGGUUGAAAUUAAAACUUUAGCUGCGCAAUAAACGCCAGAUCGAGUCAAUUGAAUUUGGACUAUAUUUUGUAUGACGGUAGGGCUAGAGUUGCGUGAUAUGGGACCGCUGGCGGUUUAAUAGCUAUCGCUAUUUCAUUCAUUGUGAUGGCACAACUGGCGCAUACUCCACCGAAAAGAGCCAUGCUCUUAAAUUUUGAUGAUGAUUGGCACAAAGAGCGUUUAAAGAUUUUACAAAAAAUAAGUAGUAAGUACCUUUACUUUUUCCGAAACACUACCAAAUUUUGGGUUAGUUUUACUCAGAAUCACGAGGACUAUUAAUAGAUAUUGAUGAAAAAAAUUGUUCCCAGUUACUCGUACUAUAGUUCCGACUUUGGACGCGUUUCACGUAUAUUUUGCAUGGAUAAAAAAAUUUGAACAUUGAGCAGAAAGUAACUCAAAAGUUGUUUAUAUUUCGGAAAAAAGUAAAUGGCAAGUACUUAUAUUUUUUCUGAAAAAACUUUAAACAAGUAGAAACGAGUAAAGUAGUGUGCAACUCUAGUCGUGCCGCACCAGUGGGCGACCACUUUAAACGCCACGAGUCGUCCGAGACGACGGAUCGAAACAGCCGCAAGUGCCCGUCUACUAAUUACUAAUAUAAUAUAUAUAUAAAUAAAUUGUAUAAAUCAUGUAAGCGAAGUGUACAUACAUAGUUCCAAGUGUUACCAUGUAAAUUUAAAUUUAUUUGUUAGAUUUUAGUUGCGGCGUUGAGCGUUUUGGGAAAAAUGUCUUGUUGAUGGUAAGCGGGUGAGAACCGACAGAUUGCUUUAACAUAUCGACAGUUUUCUUAGUCGAUUUUUCUGAAAGGUCUUUACUAUGAAGGAAAGAAAAUAUUCAUAAUACAUCUGUCGGGAUUUCGCCGUUUAAAUAGUUGGUUGUGACACGGAAAACUUUAUUAAUAACUGUGCAAAGUCUACACUCGAGAGAAAAACUGGUCUCUGUAUGAAAUUUCCAUGAAAAGGGACUAGUUUUUAAUGAUCUUGAAUGUAAUAUGAAUUAGUGGCGUCAGGACAGUAAUAUCAAAAUCUGGUUAAAUUUGGUAAAGACGAACUAGUAUUUAUUAUUGAAAUUAACGCCAAUAAUUCUAGUAGGACUUUGUACGUUAUUUCCGUUUUCUGUGGCUGUAAGGAUAUUUGGUGAUGGUUUAGGCACAACGUAUGUAUUUGCCCUUUUCAAGACCCUCUCCACAUUAAAAUGGGGAAUAUGUUUGAAUAGGGACGCCGUUUAUUUCAUAAGAAGUAAUUUGAUAUUCCGUGCUACUUACAAUUUCAAAUUUUAAAAUCUUAUGCUUGUAAAAUCGUCAAGUAUCAUGCCCUGAUUCGUCAAAUAAAUUACAUUUGGGUGAUUUUAGACAAGGUAUCUUAGCACGGUAUCUUGACUUUCGCACAACACAAUAUAUUCAUAAUAAUUGUUUUAUUAGUUUUACGUAUGUGUGGGUGGGGCGUACACAGUGCGAUGCUGUUUCGACUCAGUGAGAUGUAGGCUAGGAACUAGGGGUCACGCCCGUGACGUGACCUCACUAUUGACUACAAUUAAUUAUACACUUUACAUUCUUUCACUGAUUGCUAUAAUCUGCGCUGCCCUUCGCUUUCUUUAAACACAAAUAAUAACUGUAAUCUGUAUACUAAAUUGCGGCUCAUAUAGAUGACGAGACAUAUUUGUCUUAUAUUUUGUAUAAAUCUUUGACCCUUGCUAAUAUUUCCCUAUCAAGCUCAGUAAUAAUAAAUGCGCAAAGCAAAGCGUUGUAUAAAAUAUAAGGGAACCUUGAUAAGCGCCAUCUGUAGCUGUAGUGGACGCAACUUUUUAUUGAGAUUACCAGUUGUUAUUAUUAACUUAUCUUUGCGUAAAUUUUGUAUAAAAGCCAAAUAUAACUAUAACUAGUCGGUUAUAGCAAUAGGUGAAACAAUAAUUUGUUAAAAUGAAUAAAUAGUGUUAAAAUGAAAUUAUAAUACUUAACAUAGCUCGGGAGGGAACUCCUUAUAUUUUUGUUGGGACGCAGUGUACAUAUUGGUUAGACACCGACAUACUUAUCUGUAAUAUCCGUAUAUUUAAGAAAUUAUUGUACAUAGAUUAUCUACUAAACUUGUUAGAACAUUGGUUUCUGAACGAGUGUGCAAUGCAAUUGGAACCUUAUUAUAAGCGUAUUAUAAAAUGUCAUUAGGUUAUUGGCGUUUAUAAAACGACCUUGUAGUGGUAGAUAUUUUUUUUAUAAUGGCAAAUUUAUUGUAACUUUGUCGAACAAAGUUGGACUGUGGCACUCGACGUAAUUUACGCGAAUAUUUUAACAAGUUAAAUUAAUUUUAGAAAUGAAACUCAACUUCGUUGCACACUCACAGUUCCUGAAGACAAAAAAACCACAAAAAAUCAACGACAACAAUAUUCCUCCACGUCCCCUGCACUAGUAAUAUGGCGGCCAUUUUGUUGUAUACAGGGUGUCUGAGGAUCCUAUCACGAAAAUCGAAAUUUCUUUAUCUGCCUGUCUAUCGCUCUUGCAUAUUCGAGCGAUAGAGAGGCAGGUAACGAAGACUCGUGUUUCGCGGAAGGCUCUCCGAGUUUAGUGAGCGCGGUGCUAGCGGCGGGCAGGCUACUACUGUCAAGUGUCAUUUGGCUGUGCUCGUUAUUUGAUGACAUGUCAGCGUUACGUUAUGUAAUGAAAGGUGCAUUUACAGUGGGUCAUUUACCUAAUCCUUUUCAAACUUCACCGAUAAUCGCAUGAGAUUUGUGAUACAUUGCGGCUUUUGAUCGAUCGAUUCAAUUCGUUGAUCCUACGUAGCCGGCAAUCAUUUAAAAUCGCAUGCCAUGUUGCAACGUCUGUAGAAGCCUUAAUGUAGGGGUUUCCAGGCAACCGAUUGAUGCGGCGAAUGACGCAGUGUCAUUGCACUUUUAUUCUCGGCAUUUACUUUCUCAUUUUAUUUUACGAUGGCUUAUUUAUUAUAUAACUGAUGCUUUUUUAAGUUAUUUAUUUAUAAAGAUUUUUAUUGUUGACUGUUAUAAUUUUCAAGCAUUAGUCAGAUCGAAAGUCGGAAUAAGACUAUAGUCAUUAAAACGUUUUAAUAUCUUUCAGUUCUAUAAAGAAUAUUAUUAAAGCUGUAGUCCUGUUGAGGUUAUUGAAAAUUAUUUCAAAAAAUAUAUUGAUUUUUUUUUUAUUGAACCUAACGUAAUUUAGUUUUUGGCUUUUAAGUAGGUAUGUGAAUAAGUGCUGAGAGUUCUCGUUAACUUUUAUUAUUAGACAUGAAUCCGUGAAUAUUAUUUUUGUUAAAAUGGCGCCCGACCCGCCGCGAGGAGUGAAUUACUUGUAUAAUUGUUUCUGUACAUUAUAAUUGUAUUUGUUAUAUUUAUGAGUUGUAUUGUAUAGCAGGUAAAUUAAGCGUUGUACCGUAGAUCCGUAGGCUAUGGCCCUGUUAUGUGAAAAGUGCAAAUGUUUUGAAAAAAAAAUGCAAAUCGAAAAUAGUAAUAAACAGUUGGACAAUA
Messenger RNA from Cydia splendana, 6909 nucleotides. RefSeq lists its product as uncharacterized. Lineage: Eukaryota; Metazoa; Arthropoda; Insecta; Lepidoptera; Tortricidae. Gene Ontology annotation, biological process: iron import into the mitochondrion. The record is from RefSeq and is a predicted model, not a curated record. Gene Ontology annotation, cellular component: mitochondrial membrane. The transcript is spliced from 18 exons. Gene Ontology annotation, molecular function: ferrous iron transmembrane transporter activity. The coding region runs from base 224 to 2032 and encodes 602 amino acids.